Colletotrichum higginsianum IMI 349063 is the source of this 1236-nucleotide messenger RNA. RefSeq lists its product as uncharacterized. Lineage: Eukaryota; Fungi; Ascomycota; Sordariomycetes; Glomerellales; Glomerellaceae. The transcript has a single exon. The record is from RefSeq and is a predicted model, not a curated record. Bases 1 to 1236 code for a protein of 411 amino acids.
AUGGCCGAAGACGCAAGCAUCCCCUCCGACCAUGAGAGCUUGUACUCGCCUGGAGCAACCCUCUGGCUCACUCCACAUGUCCCGCCGAAACCGUACGGCUUGAGCUAUUAUCCUGCACCCCACAACUUGACGACCGAUGAGAUGGGUCCGCCUAAAGAAGACUCGGGUCUCUCCCAGAUGGACCGGGCCUUCAAGUACCCUCCUCACGACUUCGACGAAACAAAGCAAAGCGACGAUAAUGGUCGGGUUCAACUGGAAGUCGUCGCGGUCCUGGCUGGCGGCGUCGGUAUGGCCUACUCGCGCGGGCCCCAGAAGCUCAAAUGCAAAGUGCUCAAAACACCAUCCCCCGACCCGGAGAAGAGAGAAUACGAGCCGCUGAACGUCGGGGAUUUGGUCGUUGCCAAAGUUCAUGAUCCCCUGUUCUACCCCCGAGUCGGCGAUGGCUUUGACAUCCUCUACAAAUUGACAACCCGCGCCGAUAUGGGGUUGAGCGACGAGACCGGCGCCUACAAGCAGCUCUUCGAGAAAGGAAUUACGGGAUAUCCUCACUUGGCUCCCCAGUACUAUGGGACCUGGACCGCCGGGGUCAAGAGCACAAACCCCAAGUUCAGAGGACGGACUCGACACGUCGGCAUCGUCCUCAUCGAAUACGUCGACGGCGUCUCUCUAGACCAACUCUUUGUCCGCAAUAGCCAAUGCAUAGCGGUGCCACGACCAGGCCCGGUGAAGGUGUCCAGCACGAGCGAUCCCGUUGAGCUUACACUGGAGUUCCGCCUUGAGACCAUGGCGCAACUGUUGAGUGGUUGCUGUCGCCAGUAUCACGACGGCGUUACGCACUGCGUCAUAGAGCCCGAGAACAUCAUCAUUUCUAUCCGCAAGGAAAACCAACAGCCCCGCGUCGCGCUGGUGGGCAACACAGCUGGCUUGGUGGAUCACCUGAUGUCCAAGCCGACGAGAGCUUACGCGCGUUUCGCCCAUCCUCCUCACCCAUAUUUCAGAUUCAGCAUCUUUAGGCUGGAGACUUUUCUCGGCUGGAUUCCUGCCGAAUGGAAACGUGGAAAGUCACGACACACUCCAGGCCUCUUCAAAUGGUACUUUGAGACCUUUGGUAUGCCUGACAGCGACAGGUUCACCUGUUUCAGAAGGCUCAAAGAGCCCCGGGACAAGCCGGCACCCCAGCACGACUACUCAUUGGAGGAGGCAUUUGGUGCCAUGGAUAUUGAGUCAAUGAACUAG